Molecule: messenger RNA, 1550 nt
Organism: Nestor notabilis (Kea)
Lineage: Eukaryota; Metazoa; Chordata; Aves; Psittaciformes; Psittacidae
Gene: ACTR5
Product: ARP5 actin-related protein 5 homolog (yeast)
Exons: 8
Biological process (GO): regulation of DNA-templated transcription
Cellular component (GO): Ino80 complex; cytoplasm
Source: RefSeq, a predicted model, not a curated record
GGUUGUGUGGAUCAUCCAAUCGUUCUGACAGAAGCUGUAUGCAAUCCUCUCUAUUCGAGACAAAUGAUGUCAGAGCUCCUCUUUGAAUGUUACCAAGUGCCAAAAGUGUCCUAUGGCAUAGAUAGCUUGUACAGUUUCUACCACAACAGAAGGCAGAACUGGCCCUGCAGUGGUUUGGUGAUAUCUUCAGGUUAUCAGUGCACGCACAUUUUGCCGGUCUUGGAAGGCAGACUGGAUGCUAAAAACUGCAAACGUAUUAAUCUGGGGGGGUGUCAAGCAGCUGUGUACCUCCAACGCCUCCUUCAGCUGAAAUACCCGGGGCAUUUUGCUGCCAUCACUCUCAGUCGCAUGGAGGAAAUACUGCACGAGCAUAGCUAUGUUGCAGAGGACUAUAUAGAAGAGCUACAGAAGUGGCAGUCCCCAGAGUACUACGAGAACAACAUGCACAAGAUGCAGCUGCCUUUCUCUAACAAACUGCUGGGGAGCACUCUGACAUCGGAGGAAAAGCAGGAGAGGCGGCAGCAGCAGUUACGUAGACUUCAAGAACUCAAUGCACGUCGUCGAGAAGAGAAGCUACAACUUGACCAAGAGAGGCUGGACAGGUUACUGUACGUACAGGAACUUUUAGAAGAUGGUCAAAUGGAUCAAUUCCACAAAGCUUUGGUGGAGCUGAACAUGGACUCUGCGGAAGAACUUCAGUCUUACAUCAACAAAUUGAGUCUGUCUGUUGAACAAACCAAGCAGAAAAUCCUACAGGCAGAAGUCAAUAUUGAAGUAGAUGUUGUGGACAGCAAGCCAGAGACUCCCGAUUUGGAUCCAUUAGGCAGUGAGCAGUCACUGGAGGAUGUGGAAAGUAUUAAUGAGUUUGAACCUUUAUUUGCUGAGGAACAGCCUGAAGUUGAGAAGCCUGUUGCUGCAGUGCAGCCCGUGUUUAACCUGGCAGAAUACCACCAGCUUUUCCUUGGCACUGAAAGAAUCAGGGCUCCAGAGAUUGUUUUCCAGCCUUCCCUGAUAGGAGAAGACCAGGCUGGUAUAGCAGAAACCAUGCAAUAUGUCCUUGAGAGGUAUCCAAAGGAACAACAAGCUAUUCUUGUCCAGAAUGUUUUUCUCACUGGUGGAAAUACAAUGUACCCUGGACUGAAAGCCAGAGUCCAGAAGGAACUCCUUGAAAUGAGACCAUUCCAGUCAUCUUUUCAGGUUUACCUUGCUUCCAGUCCUGUUUUAGAUGCCUGGUAUGGGGCUAGGGAUUGGGCAGUGGAAUAUAUGACCCGUGAUGAAGGCUGGAUAACCAGAAAAGACUAUGAAGAAAAAGGGGGAGAAUACCUCAAGGAACACUGUGCUUCAAAUGUCUAUGUGCCCAUUCGCCUUCCAAAGCAGGCCCCACGGACAACAGAGACAUUAGCACCUAGCAGAGUGCUGACAUCCAGCACAGGCAAUCCCUGUGAGCAGGCCUAGCACCAUGCCUUGGUCACAGACCCUUGAAUGGAGAUAACACCACGGGGAAAAGGAGUUACUGGUGUACAGCAUGAGCUGGGCACGGAGCACAGGCC